CUCAUUUUCUUUCUAUUCUCGACCUCAACCUUAUUUUCUCCGAACUGAACCAGAGACGGAAAAGAGAAAACCUCUUUCUCUUCUUUUUCCUUCAACUAAACUAAGAAGUCCCCGAGAGCUCUGCAUAUCUUCUUCUUCAUCGGUACUAAAAAGGCCCCCUGAAAGCCCUAGCAUCUUGCUCUAGUUUCCUGCUUCUCUUUUUCCUCUUCAACUGCCGCAACUCAAACUCAAAAUUUCUUCUUAUUUUUAACCCUGCUUAAAAAUUCAGAGCUUGUAUACCAGCGAUCUGUAGAACACUUUUCAAUUGCAUGCAGUUGAUUCUCGUGAUUUUAUAUGAGAAAUUGAUUAAUGAAAGUUCAAUUGAAGAAGUUGUUGAAAAUUGAAGGAUUUCCACCAAAAGUUAGGGCAAAGAAUAACACUUUGCUGUAAUAUUAUCUUACAACUUCGGUUUCGGUUUCGGGCGGAGCUGGAAAGGGCUUUGAUGUGACAAAUUUCUGGUAGCUUCCUCUGUUUGAUCACAUUGCCACAUGCCUCUGUUUUGGUGCUUCCUAUUAUGAGUGUAUGAAGAAACAGCUGGUUCAACUGUCAAUGACCCUGUUUUAGAGAGUUCACAACGCAUGCUAGAACAGAUUCCCUUUCAAUUGCCAGGCAAACCAAGAUUGAUUUUGCUGCUGGAAUAGAAAGCCUUCGCACCUAUAGAAAGUUGGGUAGUGGAAUCAAAAGAAGAUCAUGUCUUCUCAUGAAGAAGUAUCUGAAGCUAGUGAAGGGCAUUUAGAACCCGAGGAAGAUGAAGAUGAAGAUGUUGAUUUUAAUCCAUUUCUUAAUGAAGCCCAUUCACCUGAAGCGUCUUCAAGCUUAAGUUCUGAAGAUGAAGAAGAUUUAGGCACAGAUUUGGUGGACAAUGCUGAAACUUCUGCUUUCGAAGAAACUGAUUUUCCUUUAAACUUAACUGAUAGAGCGCAUGAUUACAUUGAUAGGGACUCAGAAAAUGAAGAGGUUCUGAUGCAAAACCAAGAUUAUUCCAACAGUAUAGAAUUAGGAGAUGCUACUACUGGUAAUUCCAAGAAGAGGAAAUUAGCCUCAGAUUUGGUAGAUGAAAUCGAGUCUAUGCAUCUAGCAGGGAGCAGUAGUUCAAAAGAUGCUUCCCCUGUGGAGAACAGCUUGAGAGUUGGAAACACUUACGUCCGGAUGAAUGAUGGAGAAUCGCCAAAUUCAAGAAAUUUUGAUGAAGAGGAUGCCAUUUGCAGGCGUACUAGGGCUCGCUACUCAUUAGCUAGUUCUACUCUUGAAGAGUUGGAGACCUUUCUUCAGGAAACUGAUGAUGAUGACGACCUUCAGAAUAUAGACGAUGAACAAGAAUAUCGUAAAUUUCUUGCAGGUGUGUUGCAAGGUGGAGAUGAUAAAGGUGGGAGAGAUCAAGAGAAUGCUGUUAUCGAGGAUGAUGAUGAAGAAAAUGAUGCAGAUUUUGAGAUUGAAAUUGAAGAGGCACUGGAUAGUGACCUUGAUGAAAGUAUGCAGGAUAAGAGGCAAACUGAAAAAUAUGCGGUGGAAGGUCGUCGACCCAUAACCAGACAAAAUAGAAGCCAAAAAGUAUUGGCUCAAGAUAAGAAGAUGGGACAAGCCAAUAGGCCAUUGCGUCCUUUAUUGCCCACAGUUUCAAUGCCACAGUUCACACCUUUUCCUCGUCAUGGUGGACAAGGUUUUAUACCUGGUACCUCUUAUCAGGGUUUAUCCUCGUCGCACCAUACCAAUCAAGUGAAUGGAUUUUCUCCGCAUCAAAUAGGGCAGUUACAUUGUUUGAUACAUGAGCAUGUACAACUUCUUGUUCAGGUAUUUUCUCUCUGUGUUUUUGAUCCAUCGCGUCAACACAUUGCUAAUGAAGUUAGUGGAAUGAUUUCUCAAUUGGUUAGACGACGUGAUGAAGUUUCAUCAUGGAAAGUAGUUCCAUAUCCUGGAAACUGCUUCCUACCUCCAUGCACUCAACCAUCAGUUUCAGAUAGGCCUUCAGAUGGAAGAAGUUAUGAGCACGAUCAAUCCAGCAAUGUGAAUGCCCUAAGUUCUGCUGAGGAUUCUGUAUGGCAGCCUCUUACAACUGGUCCUGUAACAUCCAUUCUUGACGUGGCUCCACUUCGUUUAGUUGGGGGCUAUAUGGUUGAUAUUGCUGAAGUUGCGAAAGAGAAUCGACAGCGUUUUACCAAAUCCGCAAACGUUGAUGCUAUCGGAAAAGAACCCCUGUUUCCCCUUCCUAGUUUUCUUUCAGCAGCUGAAAGUAAUCGAGGAGUUUUGGGAGGUUGCUCUUCUGGUAAUCGUCUACCUAAGAAGACAUUGGCUGCUUCAAUUGUAGAAUCUUCCAAGAAACAACCAGUUUCCCUUGUCCCGAAGGAAAUAGUUAAGUUAGUACAGCGAUUUUAUCCACUAUUCAAUUCAGCAUUAUUUCCACAUAGGCCGCCUCCAUCAUCUGUUGUAAAUCGGGUGCUCUUCACUGACAAUGAAGAUGAAUUACUGGCACUUGGAAUGAUGGAAUACAACACGGACUGGAAGGCAAUUCAGCAGCGCUUUCUUCCUUGUAAAUCCAAGCAUCAGAUCUUUGUUAGACAGAAAAAUCGCUGCUCUUCCAAAGCACCUGAUAAUUCAAUAAAGGCAGUGCGAAGAAUAAAGACUUCUCCUUUGACUGCAGAAGAGAAGGCACGCAUUGAUGAGGGGCUCGGUGUCUUUAAGCUCGACUGGAUGUCUGUUUGGAAAUUUAUUGUCCCUCAUAGGGAUCCAUCCUUGCUGCCCCGGCAAUGGCGAAUUGCUAGUGGAACCCAGAAAUCGUAUAAAUCAGAAGGAGCUAAAAAAGAAAAGAGGCGAUUAUAUUCACAAGAAAGACGAAAAAGUAUCGCUGCAGCAGGUUCAGCCAAUCUGGGAACUGUGACAGAGAAAGAGGGUCAUGUGGCUGAUAAUGUUGAUCAAGGGAAUAGAACUGGAAAUGAUGACAUGGAAGAUGAAGAUGAAGCCUACGUACAUGAAGCCUUUUUAGCAGAUUGGAGACCUACAGAUUCUAGGAUUGCUCCAUCAAAUCCUUGUGGAAAAGAAUACCAGUCUGGUGGUGAAAAUCAAUCUGGUCACCCGUUCUCUGGAUCUCGUUCUGUACAUGACUAUGCAAAUGGAUUAUUUGCUGCUCCAAACAACUCUCUACAAUCACAGAAUGUAUCUCAUGUUGCUCAUAUGAGAUACAGUCCAGCGUGUGCCAUGAGUCCCAACCAGCAUGCUCCUGAUUGGAUUUCUAAAUCUUCGAGAAGUCAAGUCAAAUUGAAACCUUAUCGAGCUCGUAGAAAGAAAACUACGCAGUUAGUCCAGUUAGCACCUAGCUUACCUCCCGUAAACCUUCCUGCAUCUGUCCAUGUCAUCUCCCAAUCUGCUUUCAAAACUUAUUGUGGACCAUCUCAUUCUACCAGAGUUCCUUCUAGUAAUGUAGGAACAGAAGAUCUUGCUCCUGCGCGCAUGUUGGGGACUUCCGGUGCUGGAAAUCCUCAGAAGAGAAAUACUCCCACCUGUUUGCAAGGUCCAAGAUUUGAUAUGAAUUCAAUUGCCAUGGAGGAAAAAGGUUCUGAAUCAGAUCUGCAGAUGCACCCAUUGCUGUUUCAGGGUUCUGAAGACAACCGCUCUUCUUACUGUCAGACAAAUUACAGUACAAGUUCCAGUACUUUCAGUUUCUUACCAGGAAACCAUCUUCAGUCAAAUCUUAAUUUUCCCUCGACUUCUCAGCACGUGGGUUCUCCAGUUAACCAGUUUUAUACAUCUCUGGGGUUGGGAGAAACACCUUCCACCACAUCCACAAUUGAUUUUCAUCCACUCUUGCAAAGACCAGAUAUCGUUAAUAAAGACUCGGUUAACUUGUCUGGUAACUCAUCAUUUGAUUUUAAAUCAUUUGGAGGUAAUCAUUCCCAACUUAAAAAUUCUUCUGGUUCUGUUCAUAUCAGUAAUUCUGAACCCGCCAGCCUUACUGGGAACACAAACGAAAUAGAUUUAGAAAUUCACUUAAGUUCUACACCAAGGAAGGUUAAAGACAUGGGAAUUAGAAAUGAGAAAGAGAAUAGUGUAAGUGCUUGUGCUGUGGCUCUAGAUAGCAAUUGCCUAGGUGAACAAUCACUUCCAGAAAUAGUCAUGGAGCAAGAAGAGUUGAGUGACUCUGAGGAAGAAAUUGGUGAAGAUGUAGAAUUCGAACGCGAGGAAAUUGCUGAUUCUGAAGAUGAUGAUCCGAACUCUGCACAGCUUGUGGAGACAACAACUAAGGAGGUCCAAGUAAUUGCGGGUAAGGAAUUUGGUAUGAAUAAGAAGAGCAGUGCGUUUAGAUCUUGGGGUAGUUCACAUGUAAGUAGUUCAAAUAUAACCCGUGUAGGAUCUCUUUCGAAUUCAGAACAGAAAUUUGUAGGACAUCAAAAUGACCGGGAUCAAGCUAGUAAGAGUUUCUCAGCUCAGCCUAGACGUACCAGGUUGAGCAAACGGAUUGCAAAAGGUGUUGCAGUGCAAGAGAUUCCUCUGCUUGGUGCUAAAUGCGCGAGAUGUGUUUCUCCUCAAAGAAAACCUAGGAAAAAUGUGCGAAAAAAUGGCAAAUCAGGACGCUGUCUUGCAAACAAUAGUUUGGCUCCAUUUUGUCUCGAGGAGUCUUCUUCACAAAAAGAUGGUGAUUCCAAAAAAGUUACGGAUAUGAGUUUUGUUCGACCAACACCUCUUAAAGCAGGCUGGAAAGCUGUAAUGGGGCUUGAAGUGGAAGAACCCAGGCUUCGGUUGUAGAGAUUCUUUGUUGUUUCUUACUCUUGCUGUAAAUAUGAUUCCUUCAUUUGAAUGAAAUAAUUUUGCAUAUAUAUAUGUGUGUUUCAUAUUGAA
Papaver somniferum (opium poppy) is the source of this 4869-nucleotide messenger RNA. RefSeq lists its product as uncharacterized. NCBI's taxonomy places the organism in Eukaryota, Viridiplantae, Streptophyta, Magnoliopsida, Ranunculales, Papaveraceae. The coding region runs from base 730 to 4776 and encodes 1348 amino acids. Gene Ontology annotation, cellular component: nucleus. Gene Ontology annotation, biological process: regulation of DNA-templated transcription. Gene Ontology annotation, molecular function: transcription coregulator activity. The transcript is spliced from 12 exons. The record is from RefSeq and is a predicted model, not a curated record.